GCGCAUGGGCAGGAACCGGCGGGCGGCCCCCGGAGCGAUCGGGGGUGCGCGCCUGGGAUCUGAGGAUCCCGGGCGGACCGAGCGGCCGCGUCGGGCACCCAGAGCAGCCGGAGGAGCUGCUCAGGAGGCAAAUGAAGAUAAAAAAAUGUCCGCCAACCUAAAAUACCUUUCUUUGGGAAUUUUGGUCUUUCAGACUACCAGUCUGGUUCUAACAAUGCGUUAUUCUAGAACUUUAAAAGAGGAGGGACCUCGUUAUCUAUCUUCCACAGCAGUUGUUGUUGCUGAACUUUUGAAGAUAAUAGCCUGCAUUUUAUUGGUCUACAAAGAUAGCAAAUGUAGUCUAAGAGCACUGAAUCGAGUACUCCAUGAUGAGAUUCUUAAUAAACCUAUGGAAACGCUUAAACUUGCAAUUCCAUCAGGGAUAUAUACUCUUCAGAAUAAUUUACUAUAUGUGGCAUUGACAAAUCUAGAUGCUGCUACUUAUCAGGUCACCUAUCAGUUGAAAAUUCUUACAACAGCACUGUUUUCUGUGUCUAUGCUUAGUAAAAAAUUAGGUGUGUACCAAUGGCUCUCGCUAAUAAUUCUGAUGACGGGAGUUGCUUUUGUACAGUGGCCCUCAGAUUCUCAGGAGCUUGAUUCUAAGGAUGCUACAGCCAGCUCUCAGUUUGUCGGCCUCAUGGCAGUUCUCACAGCUUGUUUUUCAAGUGGCUUUGCUGGGGUUUACUUUGAGAAAAUUUUAAAAGAAACCAAACAAUCAGUGUGGAUAAGGAAUAUCCAACUAGGUUUCUUUGGUAGUAUAUUUGGAUUGAUGGGUGUAUACAUAUAUGAUGGAGAAUUGGUAUCAAAGAACGGAUUUUUUCAAGGGUACAACCGACUGACUUGGAUAGUUGUUAUUCUCCAGGCACUUGGAGGUCUUGUAAUAGCUGCUGUUAUUAAGUAUGCAGAUAAUAUUUUAAAAGGAUUUGCAACCUCUUUGUCCAUAAUAUUAUCAACACUAAUAUCCUAUUUUUGGCUACAAGAUUUUGUGCCGACCAGUGUCUUUUUCCUUGGAGCCAUCCUCGUAAUAACAGCUACUUUUCUAUAUGGUUAUGAUCCCAAACCUGCAGGAAAUCCCACGAAAGCAUAGUCGAAUAAUGUCUUUAACUGGUUGUUCACAAUGGUGCACUAGGAAUAUCAAAACUAGUUUUACGCAGAGUAUGUCUGCAGAUUCUAAGAAGAAAGCACCAUGCUUAUUCUGGUAUUAUUCAAAUGAUCUGAAACUAUGUAAGUUAAAAAUACAUGUGUAUAUUUAACAAAGCAACUGUUGUGUCCAGAAAUUAAAACUUGAAAAUGUUCCCAGGAAUUAGAAUUUAUUGGAGGAAACAUGAAGUCUGAAUUUUAAUUUUUCAAUUGCAGCAGAAAUAUUCUAUGCAGUCUGUAAGAACACAUAA
Suncus etruscus (white-toothed pygmy shrew) is the source of this 1430-nucleotide messenger RNA. It is a transcript of the gene SLC35A3, whose product is annotated as solute carrier family 35 member A3. Gene Ontology annotation, molecular function: UDP-galactose transmembrane transporter activity. The record is from RefSeq and is a predicted model, not a curated record. Gene Ontology annotation, cellular component: Golgi membrane. Bases 5 to 1126 code for a protein of 373 amino acids. Lineage: Eukaryota; Metazoa; Chordata; Mammalia; Eulipotyphla; Soricidae. Gene Ontology annotation, biological process: pyrimidine nucleotide-sugar transmembrane transport. The transcript has 8 exons.